Messenger RNA from Biomphalaria glabrata, 1789 nucleotides. Its product is annotated as alkaline phosphatase-like. The transcript has 12 exons. Bases 150 to 1724 code for a protein of 524 amino acids. The record is from RefSeq and is a predicted model, not a curated record. Gene Ontology annotation, biological process: dephosphorylation. Lineage: Eukaryota; Metazoa; Mollusca; Gastropoda; Planorbidae. Gene Ontology annotation, molecular function: alkaline phosphatase activity.
UGGAUCUACUGGUAGGGGAAGAUCCGUUGGACAUACUGGAAUCAAAAUAUAACCAACUUAUAUCACAACGCUUGUCUAGUGGUUCAUUUAAUACGAAAGCCACAUCAAAUGUCAUCUUGUUUCUUGUUGAGGGACUCGACUCACACACUAUGUCUGCUGCUAGAAAGAUUACUAGGGAGACAACCCCUACCAAUGCCAUGGACACUUUAGACAACUUUAUAACUGGAUUGAUUAAGCCUCACAGUCGUGACCACAUGGUGGGUGACCCAGCCUCAUCUUCUUCCUCAAUAUUCUCCGGUCUGCCAGAAAGAAAUGGUCAAAUGGGUUGGAUCAAGCAAGAGAAUAACACAUGUCUUCAGCGUGACCAGAGCAAGAAAGUGGCCAACCUUUUUAAGACAAUGUCCGCUGCUGGUAAAUACACAGCCUUGAUUGCCACGGCGCCACUGACGUCUCCUGGUGUCGCCGGAACUUAUGCAUCGUCGCCGGACAUGAAACUGGAGUCGGACAUUCACGUGAAGGAAGCAGCGUGUACUGGAUUCUCGGACAUCGCCAGACAGUUGAUUAUGGAGCAUAGACAAUUAAACGUCAUAGUUGGUACGGGCAGAAAUUAUUUUCACUUCAAAAACAAAACGGACGAAUUGACCGGCAAGCUCCUUCCAGAUGCUCGAUCUGAUAUUGACUUAAAAGAUAUCUGGUCAGUUAAUUUACGUGUAAAAAAUCUACCGCAUAAAGUAGCCAUCGGUAAAGCCAGUGUGAGUGCCGCUCUGGCUAGUGAAGCCAAUGACUUUGUUCUAGGAUUUUUGGAAGAGAAGGAUGACCUUGAACUGACCAGUCAGAAUUUGAAAGAUGUCAUUACUAGCUUUAAAAAGAAAUCAUUAAAAAACUCAAGGGGAUAUUUUAUAACAGUCUACAUUGACCAGAUCGCAAGAGCUCAUGAUGCGUCUCAAGGCCUGAAAGCAGCCAAAUAUCUGGAGACCAUACUCAGCAUUGUCAAAGAUGUUCAUGGCUUGGUGAAAACAGAUGACACAUUGCUCCUUGUGGCCUCGACUCAAGGCUCGACGCUUACUGUGGGGUCCGGUGCUUAUAUUGACGAGAGUCUAGACGGUUAUACUAAAACAGAAGAAUGUCAGUCCUACAGGUUUCUGAAUUAUGCUUUCGGAGUUGAAAAGGCUCCGAAAUUUGACACAGUCCCAGGAGAUCCAGAAUACAAGUUUCCCAGCUUAUAUUUCGCACAAGGAACAACCGGAGGACCAGACCUUCCGAUCUUCGCUACCGGAACAAGCGCCGGUCUUUUCACCGGGGUGAACACUUUUCCUUACAUUCACCACGCUAUCCUUUGCGCGACCUGCCUGGCCAAGAACGCCAAGGAUAUCUACCCACACUGCCCUACGCCGACCACCACCACCCCUGCGCUGACAACGACAACUACAACAACAACAACCUCAACAACCACAACAAGCACGACCACGGUGACGCCCACAGUGAAGACCACCACACGAAAACCCCAGUCGCCGUUCUGGCCGUGGUACUUUCAGCCCUAUCCAGGAAAAGGACCCAACCCGUACGCUAACAUGAUAUCCCGAAAUGAUAUAAACUCUCCGGCCUCGUCAUCAAACGCCAGACCUCAACCAGUCCCAAUGAACCCAACCCCAAGACCAGCACAGCAGCAAUCCAAUAACUUCUUUGGGAGCCAUGCAUUCUCCUGGCUUCCAUUUUUACUUUAAUGUCCAAAAUUAGAAAAUGUUUGAAGGGUAACUUAAAAAUUAAAAAACGGAUAUUUAGAAAUAUA